UAUGGAUCAAUUUUAUGAUGAUUAUUAGCCAACUACAAAUAACAAAGACGUAGAAUCAAAUAAUAUUAAAACUAGAUAAAAAUCUAUCGUAAUGGCAAUUCUAAUUUAUGUUGCACCUUAACAAUCAGAGAUAAUACUAAAUUUAAUGAAAUACGUAAAUCUUUGCAAUAAAAAUGGGACACUCAGUUUAAUAGACUAAGACUGUUCAAUUAAGAGGGAGUGGAAAUAACUGAGGACGAUUUGGAUUAUAUAAAAAACGGAACUGUGUUAUUUGCAUCGAAAGGUAAAACUAAAUGAGUAAGUUAUUUAAAGGUGAGGAAUUUGAUGAAAGUUUUUAAUUGGCAGAGUAUGAACAAUUGUAAGAUAUAGGAGAAGGAGGAUUUGGAAAGGUAGUGUUGGGAAGACACAAACAAACAGGCGAGAAAGUGGCUAUAAAGAUGGUGAAAUAAAUGAUGACAAAUGCUUAAGUAUAAAUUUAUCAUAAUCAGGAUGUUGAUAUGAUCUUCAGAGAGGCAAGAGCACUCAAGUCUUUAAAGCAUGAUAAUAUCGUAAAGAUUUACAAUGCCUUCUUUUUACAGAACUUGUAAACUGUGUAUAUCAUGGAAUAUUUGGAGGGAGGUGAAUUACUUUAGUAUUUGUAAACCAAAGGGAGAUUUGAAGAGAGUGAGGCUCGACAUUAUUUUAAAUAGUUGGUCAGUGCGAUAUCGUAUUGUCAUCAGAAGAAGAUAAUUCAUAGAGAUUUAAAAUUAGAAAACCUAUUGUUGACCAGCAAAGAUUCGGGCAUAAUCAAGUGUAUCGACUUCGGUAUUUCUGGUUUUGCAUCUAACGACAAUCCAGAAAAUGCAGAUGCAGGCAGUCUUAGAUAUAUGGCUCCUGAAUUGCUCAAAGGUAUGCUUCACUCCUCUAAUUCAACUAGGAAUGGAUAAGGCAGUCUCUCCUUUGGUCGAUGUAUGGUCAAUGGGUAUAAUAUUGUAUGGGAUGUUAUUUGGUACAUUACCAUUUACCGGUAAUACUAAUAAAGAGAUUAUCGCCUAAAUUUCAGAGGGGAGACUCAAUAUUCCUCAUGAAUAAAAUAACAAGCUCUCUCAAAAUUGUUUAGAUUGUUUGUAUCGGGCCUUGGAACCAGAGCCAAAGAAACGAAUCACUUCGAUCGAACUCUUAAACCACCCUUUUGUUACUAAUGAAAAUACGUUAAACACUGUUACUAAUAAGUAAUUUGAACAUCUAUCAUAGACCUAAAAUCUAAACUCAAUUGUAAUAGAUUGAUGAGGGUGACAAUUAAGCUGCCUAACAACAAUCAUAAUCAGCAACGAAUAAAAAACAAAAUGUUCAGUUUUCCAAAUAAUUCGCUAAAUAACAUCCAUAAUCUACUAGACAAUUAACAUAAACAUAAAAGAAACCACCUCAAUAAUCACCUUUAUUAUAAAAAUAACCUUAAUCAACUGGAUAAACUAUUAAGUAAACCAAAUUCAGUAAAAAGUGA
Messenger RNA from Paramecium octaurelia, 1483 nucleotides. Lineage: Eukaryota; Ciliophora; Oligohymenophorea; Peniculida; Parameciidae. The record is from the annotation of a GenBank genome assembly.